CUGACGAACCGCCUCGAUUAUGAGCCAAUCCCAGCACGGGGAGGCGGGGCUUUCCGGAAUACGGGUGGGGGGGAAAGCCAGCGCGUUCUCAGCCGCUCGACGCUCUGGAGCCCUGAGUCGUCAUUUGAUUGGCGGAACGAACGCUACGUGGACAUAAGCUGCAACAGGUAGCGCACAUGUGACCGUUAGCGUUUCAUUCUGAGGAAAACAGCCACUGUCAAGAAAGCUCAGUGGCGAACGCUGAGGAGGAACUGUUUAUUGCUCUCAUUUAAGUUCCGUUUAUUUGCACUGCGGACUUUUUGAAGCGUUUUUUCCAGCAGUUCAGGUUGACGGGCCUGGGUGAUUCAGGCAUGAAGUCCAAAGGGAAGGGGUCAAAGAGGACCAGACGCUCCUGGUCAGAGCAGGAGCACUCUGACUUUCAGCUGGAGACGGAGCCAGGCUCCAGUGAGCAGGAGGGCUCAGAGGCCUCUCUGCAGCUGGGGGGGUCGUGGAAGGCCCUGAAGGCAGAGGGCAACACCAGGCUGGCCACAAGGCGCCGCCGCCGCCAGCACAACAGCGCCAAGGAGCGCAAUGUACGCAGGCUGGAGAGUAAUGAAAGAGAGCGCCAGAGGAUGCACAAACUCAACAAUGCCUUCCAGGCCCUGCAGGAGGCCAUCCCGCACGUCAAAAUGGACAAAAAGCUCUCCAAGAUUGAGACUCUAACACUGGCCAAGAAUUACAUCAAGGCCUUGACCGCCAUCAUCCUUGGCAUGUCUGGUGCCUGUCUGCCCCAUGAAGGGACCCAACCAGAAGAGAGCCCAUCUAAGCUUCUACAGCGCUACCAGCAGCACCUGGAGAACGACAAGAUAGGCCAGGACGACCUUUCCAAGUACCUGGACCAGAUCCACAGCUUCAGACACAGUAGCUAACACAGACUCCGGCCACUGCAAUGUCCACCCCCAGUGACUCAGUAAAGACUCGAGAGGAACUGCUAUUCACAGCCUGGAGAGCACAUUGUGGAAGAGAACAUUUGGUGCUGCCAGUGUGGAGCCCUAAGACUGAAUGAUGGUCAGAUAUCCCUAAAGAUGAGCUCUCAAUGGAGACACAUACUCAUAUUAAUGGUGUGUUUCGAUGGUCCUCACAAACACGUGAACUUCCAAGUUUACCACAAGAAUGUUGCAUUAAAACGGCUGACAAAGUCUUAAUUACGUGGUGAACU
Colossoma macropomum (tambaqui) is the source of this 1198-nucleotide messenger RNA. RefSeq names its product basic helix-loop-helix family, member a15 (gene bhlha15). The coding region runs from base 351 to 908 and encodes 185 amino acids. Gene Ontology annotation, molecular function: protein dimerization activity. The transcript is spliced from 2 exons. NCBI's taxonomy places the organism in Eukaryota, Metazoa, Chordata, Actinopteri, Characiformes, Serrasalmidae. The record is from RefSeq and is a predicted model, not a curated record.